CAGGAACUUGAUCAGAAACCUCCUGCCCGUCACUCCUAAAGGGGAAGGGCUGCGCUCAACAACAACUCUGUAAUCCUCUGGUUUCACCUCCUCCUCAGCUCUGUCCACCUCUCAGUCUCACUGCUUUCUCUCCUCUUGACUGGAAGCUGCUGAAACUCAGCGGCUUGUUGGGAGGGCCGGCCGCUUCUCUAUCUGUUGCCCACUUUCUUGGAGCCGUUUUGGGACAAACUCAGAAAUUAAUUCGAGGAAUGCAAAGUAUAAACCAGGGCGGGCGGAGAGGCUGCAGGCAGAGCACGAACCUGAUCUGGAAACGGUAAAGCUGGAGGUCGAGCUGAGGAGGAGCAGGUGGUCGAGUGGAACUUCAACAGUUCUGCUUCCAGGAGAACGUAGGAGUACAACCAUUAAAUCAGAGUUUUUGUUUGAUAAAGAAAUAAAGAUUGGAUUUAUUAAAGCCUGGGCGAUCGCCCAGACGCUGUUCGGAUGCAUUUAUCACUGGACACCAUGAGCAUGGUGGACGACAGCUGCCUCUCACCCAGCACCUUCCACGAGCUGGGGAAAGGCGGGAGCGCCGCAGCUGGAGGCCGCGUCCACAGCAUCGACGUCAUCCUGGGUUUCAGCAAAGACCAGGACCCCUUGUUGAGCGCGUCUGGGGCCCCGGGGCCCCACAAAGUGAACAUCAACGGGCUGGCGGAGCAGGGGAAGCAGCAGGAGCCCUCGUCCCACCCGUCCUUCAGCGGACACCUGUCCUCUGGGAGGAGCAGCAGCAGCUCGCAGCAGCAGUACCAAGAUACCGGUUUGUUUGCGAACAAGACUGACGAAGAGCUCGGUGAGCUGAGGAAGAGCGUGGAAGACAGCGACGAGGGCAAGUCUCCAGAGCCGGGCACAGACGAUCAGCCCAAGAAAAAGCACCGACGCAACCGCACCACCUUCACCACCUACCAGCUGCACGAGCUGGAGCGGGCCUUCGAGAAGUCCCACUACCCGGACGUGUACAGCCGAGAGGAGCUGGCCAUGAAGGUCAACCUGCCCGAGGUCCGAGUCCAGGUCUGGUUUCAGAACCGCAGGGCUAAGUGGCGCCGGCAGGAAAAAAUGGAUGCGAGCACCAUGAAGCUUCACGACUCCCCCAUGCUUUCCUUCAGUCGCUCGGCUCCAGUUCACACCAACAUGGGUCCUAUAGCCAACUCCCUCCCUUUGGACCCCUGGCUGGCCUCCCCCUUGUCCAGUGCUACUCCUGUCCAGUGCAUCCCGGGCUUCAUGAGUCCAACUCAGGGCCAGCAGCCCAGCUAUCCCAGCCACGGGUUCCUGAACAGCACGCCUCACGCUCCUCACCCUCACUCUCAUCCUCACCUGCCCACAGGUCAGGGGAUGCAGAGCAUGGCUCCUCCUCCUUACCAGUGUCCGGCUCCGUACCCUGAGAAGUUCUCCCUGGAGGAUGUGGACCAGCGCAGCUCCAGCAUCGCGGCUCUGAGGAUGAAAGCCAAGGAGCACAUUCAGUCUAUGGACAAGACCUGGCAACCCAUGUGACCAACAAAUUCUGUUUGGGGAAAAGGGAGACACUGAAAUCAAAUGUUACUCUUCAGAAACAAGCGGUCACACCUGCUGCUCACAAAACGUAAGAAGUGAACUUUGAACUACGAAAACUAAGAUUUAUUUUUUGCUUCAUCUCAAGAACGUAAAAGUAAAGCCUGAUCUGAGGUAAUGCUGUUUUUAAAACUUCCAGUUGUUAGAAACCUGUAGAUGUUUUAAGUUUAGCUGCAGGAAACUAAGAGGAGGUGACCGCUGCUCUCAUCAUCAUAACUAACACCGGAGGAACACAACAUGUGGACCACCCUGACUCUGAAAGUGUCGGGAGGUUGGGUGAAAUGUAAAUAUAAAGAGAACCUCAUAAACUGAUAUUUUAUUCACAAUGGAACAUAGAAAACAUAUCAAAUGCUUAAACGAAAAAGUUGUGGCUUUUUUAAAAUGUUACUUUGGAUUAUGCUGCAGCAACACAUCUCAGAAGACUAAUCAGGGGCAACAAGGAGCUGUAAAAGUAAGUAGAUGAGAAACAGCUAAAGAAGCAUUUUGUAGCUACUUUUAUUUUUGCAACAAAUCAGUAAGAAGUCCAGGUAAAAAGAGCUUUUUAAAAAGGCAGAAUCUCUUAGAAAUAAAGAUGGGCGGAACAAUUUCAGAAUAAUGUUCUGCACUGAAAAAAUGGGAAAACUUUGAAUGUUUGAACGUCUGACAAAAUCAUCAUAAGAUUUCAAAAACGUAAAGAAAUCUCUCAAAAAAUGAAACCAAAAGUCUGUACUGGACCGUGAUCCACAAGCUGUCAGGCGGUGCUGCAUUAAAAACAGAUCAGACUCGCUGAUAGAUUCAGGAACACGUCAACAAAUCACUAUCUGUGAUGCUGGUUAAAGCUCUAUCAGACAAAGAAGAAGACAUGUGGAUGUCAAGUCCUCGAUACUAAAGAGGAAAAGGACCAAUUCAGCCUGUUUUGGGCACACGGUUCAAACGCCUGCCUCUCUGAUGGUAUGGGGAUGCAUUAGUGCUUCUAGCACUGACCUUUUUACAUUUACUAAUGCUCAAAGUCAGUAGUUUGCAAUGCAUUGUGGUCUAGAUAGGAUCUUGCCUACUUCCUGUUUGUUGAAAUUCACUUAGUCUAAACCGUGUUCAGACCUAAGUUUCAGCUCUGCAGUCACUCCCCAACACCCAACAUUGCACUUUGCUAUGGCAACGUAAAACAUCAAUUAAACUAAUCUAAUAAAUAUGUUUAUAUAUACAAUAAAAUAAAAAAAUACGUGUAAAAGAUCAAAACAACAGAGUUGAACACUGACCAGUAAUGUGUAUGAUCUGUUUUGGAGGCGUGGUGCCUAAAUGUAUAGAGGUCAAAUUGUGAGCUUACACAUGUGGAAUGGUACCAUCUCUGCAGAAAAGUAUAUACAGGUUUUAGAACAACGUGUGUUCCCAUUAAGACAAGGUGUUUUUCUGCAUAUUUCACCAAGACAAUACUGCAUUCAUUACAACAGUAGUACUGCCUGCCUGCAGUCCAGACCACUGACUGAGAACGAUUAAUGCAUUGUGAAACUUAAAAAAUAAAGACCCAGGACUGUUAAACAGCUAGAAACAAAGAAUAAUCCAGACCAGGAUAAAAGAAAAGGACAUUAUUCAGUGUUUAAUACGAGCUCUGCACUUCAGUGCAUUCUGUUUUUACUUUCAUGUUACACAACAUCCCAGCUUUGAUGUGCCGUACACCACCAGUCAAAAGUUUUAGAGCACCCUCAAUUUUCCAAAAAGUUUAUUAUUUUUUAAUUUUUUUUAAAGUUCAAGUAACUCAAGUCCAAUUAAAGGGUACAAAUGUAAGUGCUGAACUGCCAGCGGUUUAAAAAAUGUAGGAUUACCCAAAUCUGAAAGCCAAGUUGUCUGUUGAAGACGUUUAUUGGACUUAUUAAGCUGCUCGAAUAUCAAAUAAAAAAUCAGGAAAAAUUAGAGUAUUCUAAAACUUACUUGCCGGUAGUGUACUUACGUUGUUAUAAAACACCCUUUAAUUUUUUUUCUUUUUACAAAUUUUCCACUGUUCAAUUCUGACCUUCAUUUCAACAAGCACAUGUCUCUAGAGCAGCAGUGUUUUUCACAGACUGCAGAUUUUUAUAUAUUUGUAAUUAGACCCUGAGACGAUCACUGAAGUUAAAAAAAGAAACUAUUUUCAAACUGUUUGUUGGGAGCUAAAGCUGAGAAUAUACCAAAUAUAAAUACUUUCUGCUUUAAAUGACGACAGAUGUGAGGAAACAGCGAGGUGUACGCUGGUUUUACAUCAAGUGACAGUUUUCUGUUUCUUUUUUCUUUUUCAUCAGAGUGCUGUCUGUCUGCGUGUACGUGCAGAGCAGCAGAAAGAGCCCUGCGUGAUGCCUCACCCCCACAUAGUUCAGGCAUUGUUUGGCACAAUUGAUCCAAAUGCAUCCCUUUUGUCUGAAACUGAAGGGGGACAAACGGUCUCAGGCUGCAUGUCGUCGUGGAAGUUUUAGUAACUUAAAUUGCAGCCAUUAGUCGUUCUUUCACCACCUGUUUUUUAGGGUGAAUUAUUUUAAAUCUUGCAAAAAAGUUGAGUUCAUUAUUGGAUGUAAAAAAAUAACCAAUACAUAUAUAUUUUACUUGACAACGGAAAAAGAGGGAGAACAAGUUCAUCAUUUUUAAAGUGCAAUCCCUUUUAUUAUUGUGAUUUUUUUCUAAUCCUAAAAAGGUAUUUAAACAACAAUCUUGGGUUGUUUCUUGUUCAUUUUGCUGUUCAGAGGAUCAAACAUUUCACUGCUGCUGCUCAUGCAGUUUUUCUGUAACAGAUCUGUUUCAGAUGCGAGUGAAGAACUCUGGAUUGUGUAAAAAAAAAAAAAAAAACAUGCAACACAAAUGUGAUUUUGGACCCAGAUUAAGCCAAAGGUUGUAGACGAUGGAUGAAAUUGCACUAGAACUGUUUUAGGUUUGUUAGCUGUAAUUUUUUUUAUGUGAAAACAAACCCUAGUCAUGUCUGUUUUAGUGAUAAUGUUUUAUUUCGUAAGAAUUAUCAUGUUCAUGUUUUGGUAAAAAUAACUAAAAUAAAUAUAGUUUAUUAAAUA
Austrofundulus limnaeus is the source of this 4589-nucleotide messenger RNA. It is a transcript of the gene rx1, whose product is annotated as retinal homeobox gene 1. Gene Ontology annotation, biological process: positive regulation of transcription by RNA polymerase II. NCBI's taxonomy places the organism in Eukaryota, Metazoa, Chordata, Actinopteri, Cyprinodontiformes, Rivulidae. Gene Ontology annotation, molecular function: DNA-binding transcription factor activity, RNA polymerase II-specific; RNA polymerase II cis-regulatory region sequence-specific DNA binding. The transcript has 5 exons. The record is from RefSeq and is a predicted model, not a curated record. The coding region runs from base 481 to 1524 and encodes 347 amino acids.